AUGGAUACGUGGAACCUUUUCCACACCUGCCUGGUGUCCUUAUGGCUGCACAGAUUUUACAUCUAUUCUGCUGUUGCUUUUGGGAUCAGCGUUUGGAUCGUCGUUCUGUUCACCACCACAAAACCCAAAAAGAAGGUAACUGAACAUGGAAGUGCUUUUCUAGUCAACGGAUACGCCACCCCACAGGCAAAGGAGGUCUAUGUUGCUGGGGUAAAGAUUUUCUAUGGGUCUCAGACUGGCACAGCAAAGAGAUUUGCCAAAGGUCUGGCAGAAAUAGUUAUUUCCCUUAAUUUGCCUGUGGAAGUCAUUAGCAUGGGAGACUAUGAUCCAGAUGAUUGUUUGUCAGAGGAGACAACCAGCAGGAACAUUUGCGUGUUCUUGGUAGCUACAUACACGGAUGGACAGCCAACGGAGAGCGCGGCCUGGUUCUGCAAGUGGUUAGAAGAGGCUGCGAAUGACUUCCGCUUUGGGAAAUCCUAUCUGAAAGGCCUGAGAUACACUGUGUUUGGCUUGGGAAACUCUGUUUAUGCAGAUCAUUACAACACAGUUGGAAGAAAUAUUGACUGGUGGCUGUGGAUGCUCGGUGCCAGACGAAUCAUGACUCGUGCUGAGGGGGACUGCAAUGUGGCCCAGAGCAAGCAUGGCAGCAUUGAGGCCGACUUCGAAGCGUGGAAAGCCAAGUUCCUCAGUCGGCUCCAGGUCCUCUGCAGAGGGGAAAAGAAGCCCUGCAGCGGGAAGUGCAAGAAAGGGAAGUGCAAAUCUCCAGGGAAGCAGAACAAGGAGAGCUCGGAUCACGAACUUGGGGCAUCAGAAAACGACAAUACUGAGGCAGAGGAGCUGUUUGAAACCAGUAGUGAGGAAGAGGCUGAUGCUGAGGAAGCUGGAAGCACAAAUUCUGUCAUCGAUGUUGAAGAUCUGGGCAAUAUCAUGGGCCACAUGAAGAAGGCAAAGAGAGAAUGUGAGCUCGAGGGAGGAGAAGUUGGAACGAACUUGACUCGAGAGAACACUGGGAGGAAGGAGGAGGGUGAAAAGAGAGAGAUGAUAACCCCGGCCCUGAGAGAAGCGCUCACAAAACAAGGUUACAAACUAAUCGGAAGCCAUUCUGGGGUGAAGCUCUGCCGAUGGACAAAGUCGAUGCUUCGAGGCCGAGGAGGCUGCUACAAGCACACGUUCUACGGCAUCGAGAGCCACCGCUGCAUGGAGGCCACGCCAAGCCUGGCCUGUGCCAACAAAUGCGUCUUUUGCUGGAG
This is a messenger RNA of Apaloderma vittatum (bar-tailed trogon), 1250 nucleotides long. Its product is annotated as S-adenosyl-L-methionine-dependent tRNA 4-demethylwyosine synthase-like. The annotation marks the transcript as partial. The transcript is spliced from 9 exons. Gene Ontology annotation, molecular function: FMN binding; 4 iron, 4 sulfur cluster binding. NCBI's taxonomy places the organism in Eukaryota, Metazoa, Chordata, Aves, Trogoniformes, Trogonidae. Gene Ontology annotation, biological process: wybutosine biosynthetic process. The record is from RefSeq and is a predicted model, not a curated record.